Molecule: messenger RNA, 1391 nt
Organism: Tachyglossus aculeatus (Australian echidna)
Lineage: Eukaryota; Metazoa; Chordata; Mammalia; Monotremata; Tachyglossidae
Product: carbonic anhydrase 2-like
Exons: 7
Coding region: 60-845 (261 amino acids)
Cellular component (GO): cytoplasm
Molecular function (GO): zinc ion binding; carbonate dehydratase activity
Source: RefSeq, a predicted model, not a curated record
GGGCUGCGGGAGCCGGGCCCGGGCAGCGUCCUGCACCAACCGCCUCGCCGCGCCGCGCCAUGGCCCACCAGCACUGGGGCUACAGCCCGGGCAACGGACCCGAGCGCUGGCACGAGGUUUUCCCCAUCGCCCACGGAGCCCGCCAGUCCCCCGUGGACAUCCACAGCGCUGCGGCCCGCUACGACCCUGCGCUGCAGGCCCUGACCAUUAGCUACGACCCCGCCACCAGCAAGAGGAUCGUCAACAACGGACACGCCUUCAAUGUGGAGUUCGACGACGCGGCGGAUCGCUCAGUGCUCAAAGGAGGACCACUCUCUGGGACAUACCGGCUGAUUCAGUUCCAUUUCCACUGGGGGUCCUGUGAUGAUAAAGGCUCUGAACACACAGUGGAUGGGGUGAAAUAUGCUGCAGAGCUUCACUUGGUACACUGGAAUACAAAAUAUGAGAAGUUUGGCGAAGCAGUAAAACAUCCUGAUGGCCUGGCUGUCGUGGCUGUAUUCUUGAAGGUGGGAGAUGCUAGGCCAGGCCUGCAGAAAGUCCUUGAUGUGCUGGAAUCCAUCAAAACCAAGGGCAAGGAAACUGUCUUCACCAACUUUGACCCUACUGGACUUCUGCCAGCCUCCCAAGACUACUGGACAUACUUAGGCUCCCUGACCACUCCUCCUCUCCUGGAAUGUGUGACCUGGAUUAUCCUGAGAGAGCCCAUCACUCUGAGCAGUGAUCAGAUGUCCAAACUGCGCUGCCUUUAUUUCAACUGUGAGGGAGAGACACCAUGCAAAAUGGUGGACAACUGGCGUCCUUGUCAGCCCCUGAAGAACCGGGAAAUAAGAGCCUCAUUCCAAUAAACCUGAUCCAGAAGGAGGUUGGGGAGGGCAGUCGCCAUUCUACUUUGGCAACUGGGGCACUGGCAUCUUUUCUUUUAGAGCUCCAAUUGCUGCAUCUUUCUGUUCCUAAUGUCCUCACUAAUGAAAUGUGAAAGACCAAUAAAGUGUUCUUAAUGUGAAAAAAAGAGUAAACUGCAUAAUGCUUCACAAACUUGCUGUGAUUGGUGCUUCAGUUAGGUUAGUUCUUUUCCUAUGGCCCUUUGGAAAAUGGGUCUUCUUUCCCUACAGGCUAAAGGCCUUAACUACCUGACAAUAAUAAAGCUGAUUUUAAAUAUAGGCAAGGAGAAUAGUUGAGAAAUUUAAAUCUCAUUUUAGUGAUUGAAUGAACAUCAAUCUACAUUGAUGUGGUGAAAUGAACAAGAUUAAUAGAAGUGAUUUCAAGAGGUUGCAUUUUAGGAAACUGAAAUGUAUAUAUUUUUUAAAUUUGUUUUACUCUGGUAGUCAUCAAAUAUUAAAUCUGUAUAUUUUGGAUUUCAUAGAGUUCUAGAUUAAAUAUCUGUAAAAAUU